AUGUAUUUAAAAUUAAUUUUUUACAUUUUCUUCUUGCUAAUUUUGAUAAACAUUUCCAUUGGGAUAAAAUGUAAAUGCCCUGAAAAUGGAAAGAAAAAACUGCGCCAUUCUCGAUUUAAGAGAAGUUCAAAUUGUAGCUGUUUGGGUAGUGGAGAACGCCAAGAUAAUUAUUCUGAAAAUGAGAGUUAUGAAACAAACACGGAAAGAGAAGCUUCUGGAGGUCAACAUAGAGUAAGUGAAUAUUCUGGAGAAGGGAAAGGAGAAGGUUUUGCUGUAGAAGAAGCAAGUUAUAGUAAUUAUGGCCAGGAAGGGACAAGUUAUGGGGGAGGAGCGUAUGAAGGAGAAAGUUCAAUGAGAGGGGAUUUGAGAACUUAUAAAGAUUCUGAGAUCGAAGAAGUUAAUGGAAAAAAGAAAGUUUUGUACAUUUGCGUUAAUUAUUUAUUUUCGCAUGUGCAAUUACAUGUAAAUUAA
Messenger RNA from Meloidogyne enterolobii, 471 nucleotides. NCBI's taxonomy places the organism in Eukaryota, Metazoa, Nematoda, Chromadorea, Rhabditida, Meloidogynidae. The record is from the annotation of a GenBank genome assembly.